Messenger RNA from Monodelphis domestica (gray short-tailed opossum), 1483 nucleotides. RefSeq names its product olfactory receptor 52K1-like. The record is from RefSeq and is a predicted model, not a curated record. Gene Ontology annotation, cellular component: plasma membrane. Gene Ontology annotation, biological process: G protein-coupled receptor signaling pathway. Lineage: Eukaryota; Metazoa; Chordata; Mammalia; Didelphimorphia; Didelphidae. Gene Ontology annotation, molecular function: G protein-coupled receptor activity; olfactory receptor activity.
AUGUCAGGAUGGAAUAUGACCUUCAACAUCUCUUAUACCACCUUCUUCUUAUUGGGCUUCCCAGGACUCAGGGAAUCACGGUCCCUUCUGAUCCUGCCAUUUUCCUGCCUCUACAUGGUGAUCCUCUCAUCCAAUGGCCUAAUCAUCUAUAUUGUGACCACCCAGAGGAGCCUGCACCAACCCAUGUAUAUACUCAUUAGUCUACUCCUGGCUGUUAACAUCUGCACUGCCACUACUGUGGUUCCUGCCAUGCUCUUCAGUUUCUCCACCCUCUUUAAUCGCAUCUCCUUGACUUGUUGCCUUGUCCAGAUGUUCUUCAUCUACUUUUUACUUCUUUUUGAUUGCAACAUCCUUCUGCUCAUGGCUCUGGACCGUUACGUUGCCAUCUGUUACCCAUUGCGCUAUACAGAAAUCAUGACAGGCCAGGUGCUGAUGGGGCUGGUGGGGGUAGCAGCCACCCGGAGUGUAGGUAUUGUGGCCCCUCUGAUAGUUCUAGCCUCAAGAGUCCACUUCUGCCGCUCCAAUGUGAUCCAUCACUUCACCUGUGAGCACAUGGCCUUGAUGAAGCUGUCCUGUGGAGACAUCUCACUGAAUAAGACUGUAGGACUUGCCCUUCGUGUCUCCAAUAGGAUCCUGGACCUGCUUCUUCUGGGAGCCUCCUACACCCGCAUCAUCCAUGCUGCCUUCAGGAUCUCCUCAGGGGGUGCUCGCUCAAAGGCUCUUCACACAUGUGGAUCUCAUCUGCUUGUCAUCUUCACUGUGUAUGGCUCUACUUUGUCUUCUUCAAUUGUGUAUCGUGUGGCUCGAACUGCAUCUCAGGAUGUACACAACUUAAUCAGUGCCUUCUAUUUGCUGAUCCCCUGCCUUGUCAACCCUGUCAUCUAUGGGGCAAGAACCAAAGAGAUCAGGCAAUGGUUAGCAAAGUUGUUCUGAACCACUACCCCAUAUCCCCUAAAAUGGACCUUCCAAUCUGAUGGCAACUGCCAUCCAUGGGGAGGGUUUAAGGUAGAGAAGAGACUCACGGAGAGUUUUCUGCUUAGGUCUGGCAGAAAAUCAGGGUUGAAUGACAGGGAUUAAAGUUGAAGUCCAGUCAGAAAAUAUCAAGACUAUACUUGAGUUUUCAACUCUUCCUCUAAAAUCACAUUCACAAAAGCUCAGAGCUAGAAGGUGUCUCAGACAUCAUUUAGUCCCAGAUUUUCUUGAACUGGCACUCUCUACAACAUCCCCACCAAGUGGGGAUUCCAUCAACCCCUGGAGACUCAGUACAGCAGGUGGACGAGGGGUCCUGAGACUUUCCUUCUUCCUUUUCCUUAAACCCAAGAACUCAGCCUUCACUGCAUACCUUUUAAGUUGAAUUGAGCAAGAGGGUCCCCUGUCUCUGUCCUGUUGUUAGAUUUGGUUUUCUGUCCCCUCAAAGCACUUCGUUUUUGAUUAGUGUGGAAGGAUUUUCCCAGAGGUCUGGACUUUUGCUGAUUCUAAGAAG